Messenger RNA from Thrips palmi, 1958 nucleotides. RefSeq lists its product as uncharacterized. NCBI's taxonomy places the organism in Eukaryota, Metazoa, Arthropoda, Insecta, Thysanoptera, Thripidae. The transcript has 10 exons. The record is from RefSeq and is a predicted model, not a curated record. Gene Ontology annotation, biological process: proteolysis. Gene Ontology annotation, molecular function: serine-type endopeptidase activity. Bases 1 to 1851 code for a protein of 616 amino acids.
AUGACCGUGGACGCCACCGCGGACGCCACCAAGGAGGCCGCCGCGGACGCCGCGGACACUCAGGACCAGCCGGCGCGGGGAUUUGAAACUUUGGCGCUGUUGGCCAAAUCCCCACCCGCAGGCGUUGGAAAGGUUGGGGUGGGCCUCGUCCUGCGCGGGCAAUCUCAUUUGCGGAGAAGUCCGAACCUCAAUGGACACUUGACGUUUCAAAGGCCACGUCAAGUCUCCACUUCUACUGUGAAUGUACCUAAUUCUUGUCCCGCCCCGGGUCGCUGCGUCGCUGCGUCGCUGCAGUCCAGCAGGCUGUGCGCCGCGCUGUCCGACGGCUCCACGGGCGUGUGCUACCCCGCGGCCGAGUGCCGGCGUCGCGGAGGCCGGUCCGAGGACGUGUGCCCCGGCCUCGGCGCCGACGGCUCGGCCUCCGCCAGCGGACCCUGGAGCGCCAAGGCCUCGGCCGUCAGCGUGUGCUGCGUCUUUCGGCACUCGUGCGGGGAUGUGACUCCGGAAGCGGCCGCCUCCUUCCAGUCCCCGGACUUCCCCUCCAGGGCGGCGGGGGCGCUGGCCUGCGACUUCGACGUGGUCGUCCGGCAGGACGUCUGCGCCGUCAGGGUCGAGUUCGUGUCCGCGCUGGUGGCGCGCAGGCUGGGCGGAGCGUGCGACGUGGACCAGCUCCUCAUCCUCAACUCCGCGGACGGCCCCACCGCGCCCCUCUGCGGGCCGCUCACCGGCUACGUCACCACGGUGGCCGUGUCCCCCGGGCAGAGCAAGCCGCUCAAGGUGGCGGCGCUCAUCCAGAGCGACGGGCCCAACUCGUGGAACGUGCAGCUCACGCAGCUGGCCUGCCAGCGGCUGCCGCGACUCGAAGCGCCCGUCACCUGCGGCCGCCAGGUGGCGUCCGACCCCGCCGCGGCCGUGCCCGGCCCGCCCUUCAACUACCACCACCACGACGGCCUCCUCGGCGGCCUCCUCAGCCAGCCCCCGCUGCGGCGGGUGGGCGCGCCGCACGGCAGCAGGCAGCCCGGCGGCGCGUGGUGGGACUUCCCCGAGACCGUCAGCACGUUCCACCAGAGGCUGCUGCGCCGACAGCUCCAGCAGCUGCGGCAGCUGGGGCCGCACGCGCACCCGCACCUGCAGGAGCGCAUCGUUGGCGGGCAGGACGCGGCGCGGGGCGAGUUCCCCUGGCAGGUGGCCCUGCUCCUCGACCACCUGUUCUUCUGCGGAGGCUCCCUCAUCAACCACGAGUUCGUGCUCACCGCCGCCCACUGCCUCAUGACGAGAGACACGCCCGUCGGCAGCCUGCGGGUCGUGCUGGGGGCGCUGGACCUGACGGCCUCCAGGGAGGCGGGCAGCGAGGAGCGGGGCGUGCGGCGUGUGCUGUUCCACUCGCACUUCCAGCCCUUCCUGCUGGACCACGACAUCGCGCUGCUGCAGCUCCAGCAGCCCGUGGCCUUCUCCAGCGUCAUCGCGCCGGCCUGCCUGCCCGGCCUGCAGGGCCUGCACUCGGGUCAGUCGGCCUGGGUGACGGGCUGGGGCAUCACGUCGUUCCCGGCGGGCGACCCCAGCUCCGUGCUGCAGCGCCUGGCCGUGGAGACCCUGCCCGUGGAGGUGUGCGCGCGCCAGCUGGAGGAGCCGCUGGGCCCGGGCAUGGUGUGCGCCGCCCCCGCGGGCCACCAGGGCACCUGCUUCGGCGACAGCGGAGGGCCGCUGACGCUGGAGGCAGCCGGCCGGGCCUACGUGGUGGGCGUGGUGAGCUUCGGCGUGACGGGCUGCGCCGCGCUGCCGCACUUCCCCGACGUCUACACCCGCGUGUCCGAGUACCUGCAGUGGAUCCACGUCAACGCCAUCCCCUGACGACCUGCGCCGCGUGCGCCACCACGGCGACCUGCGCCACCACCCUCGCUGUUUCCAUUUCAUUUUUGUAUUUUUACAGUAGGAUUAAACAAUUUUGAACUAUCGCA